Lactuca virosa is the source of this 823-nucleotide messenger RNA. NCBI's taxonomy places the organism in Eukaryota, Viridiplantae, Streptophyta, Magnoliopsida, Asterales, Asteraceae. The record is from the annotation of a GenBank genome assembly.
AAAUAGAUUUAUAAGCAGUGGAUAGAUAGAUCUCUCAAACCACUACCCUCCCCCUGCCAAAAAUGGAGGUGACCUUGUCUGCAGCCAUCUCCAAUACCCUCGAUUGCUCCGGCCAAACCUUCCGAAAUCAAUUAAUUCUCCUCCACCCUCGACGAAUCAACCCCAACCCGAGCGCUGCGUUUCGGCGAUCAUCAGUCAAGUUUGGCUUGAGGAAUGCUGGAGCUGCGGUCUCUUCCGCUGCUUCCUUUGCUUCUCCUUCUGCUAAUGGUCGGAAGGUCAAGUCGAAUCUCAUCGCUGCUGCUGCUGCUGAUGAUGUUUCGCCCUUAUCGCCCGAUGUGAUAGUUCUUGAUGUUAGCGGGAUGACUUGUGGAGGAUGUUCAUCAAGUGUACAAAGAAUUUUGGAGAAUCAAGCACAAGUGGCUUCUGCGAAUGUGAAUCUUGAAACAGCGACAGCAAUUGUAUUGCCUGUAUCUGAAGCUACAGCUACACCAAAUUGGAAGAAAGUAAUUGGGGAAGAUCUUGCAAAGCAUUUGACAACUUGUGGAUUUUCCUCUACCCUUAAAGAAGGAUAGCCAUCUUAGAAAUGCAAAAGGGUGUUGUAAGAAGCAAACUUUUUUUAGUCUUUUUAUAAACUUUUAAAAAAUAUCUUGUUAUAAAUACUGUUAAGAUCUCUUGGCAUUUAUUGGUGAUUUAAUCUCAAAAUGGAAUAUUUGGUGUAAGUUUUAUGUUGUGUAGAUGUAGAAUUUCAUUUCUUUACAACUAUUUGUCUACAUUUGUAGUUGUUGAUGAUGUUAUUAUUAUAUAUAUAUUAAAGUUGUAGAAG